Vicia villosa (hairy vetch) is the source of this 1997-nucleotide messenger RNA. RefSeq names its product beta-1,4-xylosyltransferase IRX14-like. Gene Ontology annotation, molecular function: xylosyltransferase activity; galactosylgalactosylxylosylprotein 3-beta-glucuronosyltransferase activity. Gene Ontology annotation, cellular component: Golgi membrane. The record is from RefSeq and is a predicted model, not a curated record. Gene Ontology annotation, biological process: plant-type secondary cell wall biogenesis; glucuronoxylan biosynthetic process. The transcript is spliced from 3 exons. The coding region runs from base 141 to 1655 and encodes 504 amino acids. Lineage: Eukaryota; Viridiplantae; Streptophyta; Magnoliopsida; Fabales; Fabaceae.
AAUAAAACACAACCAUCUUCUUCAACUUGCUUCUUACUUUGUUGCUACAAAACGCAAAACCAAACCAAUUUCUCAAACAUAUAAAAAAAACACAAACCUCAAACACUCACAAUUUUUAUGUAACAAAAAAUAAAUAAAAAAUGAAGCUCUCAGCUUUACAGCAGAGUUAUCUAAACCGUCGAACAAACAGCUUCAGAGGCUCAACGCCGUUAGAUUCGUCAGGUGACGGCACCGUUAAGUCGCCGGUAACGAUUUUCUGGCUGGUGCUUCACGGUGUUUGCUGCUUAAUCAGCCUGGUUCUCGGUUUCCGAUUCUCUCGCCUUGUUUUCUUCUUCCUGUUUUCAACUUCUUCUAGUAAUAUCUACACUGCUCCGUUUAGCUCCGGUACCGGAAUUACUGUUCCGGUGGAUGUUAAUGUUCAGCCGAUUGUUAACCGGACGGCUGUUGUUGCUGCUAGUAGAGUGGUGGUUGGCCGGCACGGGAUCCGGAUUCGGCCGUGGCCGCAUCCGGAUCCUGUGGAGGUGAUGAAAGCGCAUGGGAUAAUUGAGAGAGUUCAGAGGGAACAGAGAGCGUUGUUUGGAGUGAAGAACCCUAGAAAGGUUAUUGCGGUUACUCCGACGCAUGUGAGGACUUUUCAAGCGCUUCAUUUGACUGGUGUGAUGCACUCGUUGAUGCUGGUGCCUUACGAUCUGGUUUGGAUCGUGGUGGAGGCUGGUGGUGUUACCAAUGAGACUGGUUCUCUUAUAGCUAAGUCUGGGCUGAGAACAAUUCACGUUGGGUUUCAUCAGGGAAUGCCGAAUUCUUGGGAGGAAAGGCAUAAGCUUGAGUCUUUGAUGCGUCUUCAUGCUUUAAGAAUUGUGAGAAAAGAGAAGCUGGAUGGAAUUGUGAUGUUUGCAGAUGAUAGUAAUAUGCAUAAUAUGGAGCUGUUUGAUGAAAUUCAGAAUGUGAAAUGGAUUGGUGCUGUUUCGGUUGGAAUACUCCUUCAUUCGGUUGAUGCAGCUGAGAUUUCUUCGGUGGUUCAAAAAGAAGGAGAGGAGCAUUCCACGCCGAUGCCGGUGCAAGGUCCUGCUUGUAAUGGUACUGAUAAGUUGGUUGGGUGGCACACGUUCAAUUCGUUACGAUAUACUGGGAAGAGUGCGGUUUACAUUGAUGACCGAGCACCUGUGUUGCCGAGAAAGCUUGAAUGGUCUGGGUUUGUGUUGAAUUCGAGGUUGCUUUGGAAGGAUGUUGAUGAUAAACCAGAAUGGAUAAAGGAUCUUGACGCAUUAGGUGGGAAGGAUGAGGAGAUAGAGAGUCCACUGUCCUUGCUCAAGAGUGCCACUGUGGUAGAACCACUAGGGAAUUGUGGACGCCAUGUUUUGCUUUGGUGGUUGCGGGUUGAAGCUCGCACAGACAGCAAAUUCCCUGCUCGAUGGAUAAUUGACCCUCCUUUGGACAUCACAGUCCCAUCAAAACGCACUCCAUGGCCAGAUGCUCCCCCUGAACUCCCAUCUAAUGAAAAAGAAAAAGUGUUUGCCGCCACAGAAGAGCAACCAAACAAGCACACUACAAAGAUUAAACCACCUAGAACCAAGCGUAGUAGAAAUAAGAGAAAGCAUGACACGAAAGUGAUUGGUGUACAAGUCUCGACACAUUCUGAACAAACUGGGAUAUAAAUUAGUCCACUUGAGAAUUUACUAUCUUGUGUUUAUACGAGCCUGCUGGCCUUCUUCGACAAGAAACUCAAUUGAUCAAAUGGAGAAGCCGAUGUUUUCCUGGAUACAUAAAUCGGCCGCAAAGCUUUUUGGGGUUGGCCAACAUAUGUGCAUUCGAGCCUGAUUUUCACCUUUUUUUUUACAUUUCUUUUAUUAUUUUCCUUUUUUUUUUUUUUACUUGGAGGAGCCUUAUAUCAACUUAGUUUUGCAGAAUUGGCUGUCUCGUGGGGGAAGCCUGUAUUCAAUUUUAUCUUAUGUUAAUACAUAUUCUCAAUAAUAGUAUUAUUAAAUUCCAUUUUAUUC